CCAUGGAGCGAGGCGAUCGCGUCCUCGAUUGAGCUCUCGGGCGCUUCGUCACCUAGAAGCAGAGGAAGGGGGAGAGGGAGAGGGAGAGGGAGAUCUCGAUUUGAUCAGGUUCGUGUUGGUUUGGUGGGGAGGGGUUGGGUGGAUGGCGAGGGAGGAGGAUGCGGCGACGGAGAGCUGCAACAGCAGGGCGGAGAAGGCCACCGCGGCGGCGCUGCAGCCGCCGCGGCAGCAGCAGCAGCAGCAGCAGCAGCAGCGGUACAAGCUCGAGGUGUACAAGCAGGUGCUCCGCCGCCUUCGCGAGGCCAAUGUGGCUGAGGCGCUCUCCCCGUCCUUCGAUGACGAGCUCUGGGCUCACUUCAAUCGCCUCCCUGCUCGGUACGCAAUGGAUGUGAAUGUUGAGAGGGCAGAGGAUGUUUUGAUGCAUAAGAGAUUGCUCGAGGAGGCCCGCGAUCCCUACAAUCGGCCUGCGUUCUCCGUGCGAGUAGUUCAGGUAUCUCCGAUCCAAGAUGGAAAUCAGGCUGACUCAGCUAAUUCCCAUACAGCUGGCAAAGAAGUUGCAUCUAGUUAUUUUAAUAGGCAUAGUGUUCAUCCUCCUCCUGCCUUUGGUUCAUCUCCAAAUCUUGAGGCCCUUGCCCUUGAAGCAUGCAAGUCUCAUGCUCAAGAAAAUGAUAGUGUUGCAGAUACUGUUCAAUGCUUUGCCAGGCCCAUGCAUGAAAUAACAUUUUCAGCAGAUGACAAGCCAAAGCUUCUUAGUCAGCUUACUUCUGUACUUGGUGAGCUCGGCCUGAACAUUCAAGAAGCACAUGCAUUUUCAACAAAUGAUGGCUACUCGUUAGAUGUCUUUGUUGUUGUUGGCUGGCAUCAUGAGGAGACAGAGCAGCUUAAGGAAGCAUUGAAGGCGGAGAUUGACAAGAUCGAGACACAAUCAUUGUCUAUGUCUAGCUCAUGGUCACCUACAAUGGAAAAUAUGCAAGUGGAGGAGAAUUUACCAUCUAACCAUGUAGAAAUACCUACAGAUGGGACUGAUGUAUGGGAAAUUGAUAUUGGACUGCUACAGUUUGGAAACAAAGUGGCAUCGGGUUCAUAUGGUGAUCUGUAUCGUGGUACAUACUGUAGUCAAGAUGUUGCUAUUAAAGUACUCAAACCUGAGCGCAUAAAUGUUGAUAUGCAGCGUGAGUUUGCUCAGGAAGUUUAUAUUAUGAGGAAGGUCCGCCACAAGAAUGUCGUGCAGUUUAUUGGCGCAUGUACUAAACCUCCAAGCUUAUGUAUUGUCACAGAGUUUAUGUCAGGGGGAAGUGUAUACGACUACCUCCAUAAACAUAAAGGUGUUUUCAAACUUCCAGCUUUACUCCGAGUUGCAAUUGAUGUGUCAAAGGGAAUGAACUACUUGCACCAGAAUAAUAUUAUCCACCGAGACUUGAAGGCUGCCAAUCUUCUUAUGGAUGAAAAUGAGGUUGUUAAAGUUGCUGAUUUUGGUGUUGCACGUGUUAAAGCUCAGUCUGGAGUUAUGACUGCAGAAACUGGGACAUACCGUUGGAUGGCCCCUGAGGUCAUCGAACAUAAGCCCUAUGAUCAGAAAGCUGAUGUAUUUAGCUUUGGAAUUUUGCUAUGGGAGCUGCUUACAGGGAAGAUUCCGUAUGAGUACCUAACACCAUUACAAGCAGCUGUAGGUGUGGUUCAAAAGGGUCUGAGACCUACAAUCCCGAAGAAUACCCAUCCUAAGCUUAUUGAGCUUCUUGAGAGAUGUUGGCAACAAGACCCGACUCAAAGGCCGGACUUUUCUGAAAUACUAGAGACUCUUCAGCAUCUAGCCAAGGAGGUCGGAGAUGAGCCUGCGGAACGCCGCAAGGAAAAAUCAUCGGGUGGGUUUCUUUCUGUUCUGAGGAGAGGACAUUGAGGUGGAAAUGUGCCCUACGACAAAUUUGUAUCUGUAAGUGGAUACAUGGGAAGGAGUCAUUGAGGUAUAUGGAGCGCAUAGAAUCGCUUAACAAAGACUUUACCGGUUCCGCGAAAAUAUAGAUGGCGGUCGGCCAGAGUAUAUCUCCGUCAGCGGCAAAUUUUAAUCAUGUAAUCCGUAAGUUGUACAGUUCUUAUCUUGUGGUCUUCUUCCUCAUUCGCAAAUAUUUUCGGCUGUAAUUCUUUUUACAUCGUAUUUUACUCUUUUACCAUUUUGUUUUUUCCAAGCCAUUAAGAUACUGUUGUGCGUGCUAUGUAAUGUAGGAAAAGAUUUAUUUUGUACAAACAGUGCAUGAAUCCUUUAUCGAUUUUUCUUUACCGAGUUAUUCAAGCCUAUUCAGUCGUUCA
Ananas comosus (pineapple) is the source of this 2304-nucleotide messenger RNA. RefSeq names its product serine/threonine-protein kinase STY46. The record is from RefSeq and is a predicted model, not a curated record. Bases 143 to 1897 code for a protein of 584 amino acids. The transcript is spliced from 16 exons. Gene Ontology annotation, molecular function: ATP binding; protein kinase activity. Gene Ontology annotation, biological process: protein phosphorylation. Lineage: Eukaryota; Viridiplantae; Streptophyta; Magnoliopsida; Poales; Bromeliaceae.